AUGAACAAUAAAUCACACUCAAUAUUGACUAAAGACACAAUAAAUAAUGGAAAUAGUGUACAAAAAAAUUGUUUUUGUCCUUUAUGUGAUAUACACAUGAAUAGAAUAAAGAGGCCGCUUAAUACACAUCAAGAAAAUAAUGAAAAAGCAUUAGAUGGGAUUAAAGAAGCAAGAUGUUCUAUAGAUCGUUUACAAACUCUUUGUACCAAUCUACAUCAAACGAUGGAUCAUAGUUCAGAAAAACUACUUAAGUUAAAUCCAUAUCCAAUUUUAGAUACUGACCCUACCAUGGACAAUUUAAAUUUUUCAACUACACUGCCAAAAAUUCACUCAUUAGGUAAGAACAUGUUUUAUGUUAGCUAUUUUCAUUUUAAUUUCUUUAAAUUAUGAUAUAAAUUCUAUCAAAUACUAGGUGUAUUAGAUACCCACAAUUUCACCCAUGUGCAGUUUAUAUGUCUGUGCAGUCUAGUUAGUGUAUGUACCAUAAAUUUUGGACCAAAUUACUACCUAUGGUGAAACCUCCUAUUGUAAAACAUUUUGACCUUUCCUGAAACAUUACAUUUGAAAAUGAUAAAUCACCAACCUUUAACAAUUAAUGAUUAAUAACCAUUUCCUUCCCCCCUCCCUUAUCAUUGAAAUAUAUUUCAACAUUUUUCAAGAUCCCACUUUAGGAAUCCCAUGUUAGGCCUAAAGUCACUUUCUUUAUCAAUCAUCUCCCUUCAAGGUGUCACUGUAAUAUUUUUAUCAAAAACUGAUUUAUUAUAGAGUUUAACUUGACACCCCUUUUAACAUUUUACAAAUUGGGGAUAGAGUGAGUUUUAUCGAUUCCAAUACGAUUUACUCAUUUAGGUUAUACUUAUGUCAUAGGUUAAGUUAUUAUAAUAAUAUAAUAGUUGGUUAGUUUUUCAGAGUAAAAUUAUAGGUGGGAGUCCUCAUUGAGUUUCAUCUAUAACUAGGUGUGAGAACAGUCACUCUAAAUUGUUAAAAUUGAAGUAAACUUUUAUCCCCUAAUUCAACCCUCUAAGGGUAAAAUUUAAAAAAAUCCUGAUACUAGUGUUUCUUAAUUUUUAACCAAAUACAAAUUUUUUUUAUGAAUUUUAUUUAAAAAAAAAAAUGGUAGAUUUUUAUAAAAAAUUCCAUCCCUUAUUCAACCCCCUUAUCUUAAAAUCUUACCCCAGAAUCUUAGCGGAUUCCUACAUCAUAGUAGCUACCUAUAUAUAUGACAAAUUUUAGCCUGAUUCAUGCAGUGGUUUGAGUUGGGCAUUGAUUGAUUAGUCAGCCAGUUUAACCUUAUAUAUAGAUAUAAAUCAGUUAGUAAUUAUAUUAUAAAGAUAAACAUAAAAAUGAAUUAGUACAUAAUAGGUAAAUAAAUACUAAUAAUUAAUAUUUUUAUGUAAGGUAACAAAAUUAUAGAUCAUACAACACAAUCUAUGUAUGAUAUAGAAUCAACAGAUAGACAUAAUGAGGUACUCCAAUAUCAAAUUAAUUCAAGACGGCGAGAAGAAAAUAAAAACAAUGUAGGUCAAGAAAAAUUUAAAAAUAUUGAUCAGCUUAACACACCAAUCAAAAAAUAUGAUAAGUUCAUGAGACAUGGGAUUAAAGAAAAAAGAUGUUCUAUAGAUCGUUUAAAAACUCUUCGUACCAAUCUACAAACAAUGGAUAAUAGUUCGGAAAAACUACUAAAAUUAAAUCCAUAUCCAAUUUUAGAUACUGAUCCUACUUUGGACAAUUUUAAUUUUUCAACUACACUGCCAAAAACUUACGCAUUAGGUAAGAACAUGUUUAAUGUAAGCUAUUUUCAUUUUAAUUUCUAUACAUUUUAAUUAAAAUAAAAACUAUACAUUUUGGUAGUAACAAUUUUAUCAAAUAUAUCAAUUAGUAAUUAUAUUAUAAAGAUUAACAUAAAAAUUAAUUAGUGCAUAAUAGGUAAAUAAAUACUAAUAACUAAUAUUUGUAUGUAAGGUAACAAAAUUAUAGAUCAUACAACACAAUCUAAGUAUGAUAUAGAAUCAACAGAUCGACGUAAUGAGGUACUCCAAUAUCAACAUAAUUCAAGACGGUGGGAAGAAAAUAAAAACAAUGUUGAUCAAGAAGAAUUUAAAAAUAUUGAUCAGCUUAACACACCAAUCAAAAAAUAUGAUAAGCUCGUGAGACAACCACCUGUUCAUCGUCAGCGUAAAGUUGGUCUCAAUUGACAAUUAUUAUUAUUUAUUAUAAAUCCAUUUAUGUACUAUUAUUUUAUUUAGCUAUUACCAACAGUACCUUCUAAACCUCUUAAUUGUACAAAUUCUUUGGUAAAGACAAGUGGCUCAUCUGCCACCACAAAUAGUCAUUUAAAUAAUCGAAAUUCAGUUAAUAAAGAUCUUAUGAACGUUCCGAAUCAAAAAUUACUUGUCAAUCAUGUAAGAAUGUCUACAAUACCUGUAGAAACAAAAGAACCAUUAAUGGCUACUGAUGAUUACAAUAAGGUUAAUCCAAGUGACCCUAUGAGCCCUAAAACAGAAAUAAUACUUAAAAAUAAUAAUAACUUCGAAAAAGAACAAUUAAAUCUUUCUGAUAGAAAUAAUACAAAAUUAACUCAGAAGACAAGAAAGAGGGCUGAAAUUAUAAAAAAUACUUCUGUAUUUCCUGUUAGGUAAGAAUAAAAUAAAUAAAUAAUAUUUUAUUGUUAUAUCUAAUUAUUUUGUUUCAGUUCUUUGAAUAAUCAUUUAUUAAAUUCAUCCAUGGAAUUGACAUAUGAAAGUAAAUAAUAUCUUAAACAUUAUACUAUUAAUUGUCCAUUUAUUUUUAUGGUAUAUCGUUUCUGUUAUAGACAAGCAAACAAAUUUAAAAUCAUCAAUAAUACAAACCCCCAUUAAGAAUUUAGAGCCAGAUCAUAUCCCUGAUCAACAAAAUAAUUUUAGUUUUGAUCAUAUGUUUUCGGGUAUUCAAAUAAAAAAAAUAUAUAUUUGUCAACUGAUUUUAUUAAUAUUUAAUGAUUUGUUUAAUAAUCUUCAACGUAAUCAAAUUAUAGAUCCUCAAAAACGAAAAAGUAAUUCUGAACAGCAUUCAGCAUUAAGAUCAAGUUUAUUUUCAAAUAUGCCUCCUUACAUAAGAUUUGCUUCUCAUGAUGUAAAAGGUAAUUUAAUUUAUAUAUUUAAGUUUAAAUUGUAUACAAUUAUAAUUGUGUUUCAUAAAUAUUUUAGGAGAAUCUUUUCCAUUACCUUUGCAAAGGUUACUAAAGUGGAAACUAAGUUCCAUUACUCCUAUUGUUGUACGCCGUACUAUUCAAAACAGUGGUUUUAAACUAGUUAGAAGUGAGCAUAGUAUAGUUAAUAAUGAAAAUGAUCCUUCUGCCAUAGCUAAUCAAUCUGAUCAAAAUACAAUUUCCUUACAAAAUUAUUGUGGCGUUACACCUCCUAUUGUUGAUACACUUGAUGGUUCCUAUCCUUUAUCCAAUGAAUUAAUGAUGUUACCUCGUUCCCGUGAGUUUAUUUCUUAUAUUUUUCUUUGAUUUCAAUUUGGUUUUAUUUUUAAUUAUAUGUAUUAAUAAUUGUAUUAUUUUAUUUGAAUUCAUUUAGAAUCUAAUGAUUGGUUUGGUACUUGGGGUAAACAUAUGAAAUCAUUAUGUUUCAAAACACUACGUGAACAACAAAAGUUUAAUCAUUUUCCUGGCACUUUUCAAAUUGGACGCAAAGAUAGGCUGUGGAUAAACUUGCAUAGACUUAUGUUAAAGUAUGGUAAAGAUCAAUUUGGUUUUAUACCCACAUCAUAUAUAUUACCACAAGAAGCUACAUUAUUACGAAAAGUGUGGGAUGAAUGUGGAAAUGAUGGGGACAAAUGGAUUGUUAAACCAGUAUUAUUUGAAAUUUAAUCCCUAUAGUUUUUGAACAUAAAUGAGCAAAAACAAUUUUUUUUAGCCAGCAUCUGCUAGAGGAACCGGAAUUCGUGUGAUAUCAAAGUGGAAUCAAAUACCAAAGAAAGUUCCUUUGGUUGUUCAAAGAUACAUUGAUAAUCCAUAUUUAAUCAAUGAUACAAAAUUUGAUUUAAGAUUAUAUAUACUCAUCACUUCCAUCAAUCCACUUCGAUUAUAUUUGUAUGACAAUGGGCUUGUACGAUUUGCUUCAGGUUCAAUAUUUUUAUUAUUACAUUACUGACAUUUUUUUCACUUAUUUAUUUUUAAUUUUAGUUAAGUAUUCAUCUGAUAUUAAUACUAUAUCUGACCGGUUUAUGCAUUUAACGAACUACAGUAUUAACAGACUUAGCAGUCAGUAUACUCAAAAUGAAGAUGCUGAUGCUUGCCAAGGUCAUAAAUGGUAAAUAUUUUCUAUCAAAUAUAUUUAUUUUAGGUAUGUCCUUCUAUUACCAUUAUAGAGUGCUACUGUUAUUAUUCUUUAGGACAUUAAAAUCAUUAUGGACAUACAUGGAGAAAGAAAGAAAAAUUGAAGUUAAAAAACUGUGGGAAAGUUUAGAAGAUUUAGUUGUCAAAACAGUUAUCAGUGGUGAAUCACCAAUGAGUCAAAUGUGCCGGUCAAAUUUAAGUAAUAGAUAUAAUGCAUAUGAGUUAUUUGGAAUUGAUGUUUUAUUUGAUGAAUAUCUAAAACCUUGGAUACUAGAAGUAAUUUUUUUUAAAUUUGCAAAUUCAACUUUUUGGAAAAAAAUUGAUUUUAAUAAUUGUACACACUAUGAUGAUAGGUUAACAUAUCUCCUUCGCUUCAUUCAUCAUCUCCACUUGACUUAGCAGUAAAGGGACCAUUAGUUAAAGACUUAAUGAAUAUGGUUGGUUAUCAUAUACCAAACAAAAUGUCUCCUAGCACACAAGUAAGCUAUCAUAGCACAUGAAAAUAUUAAUUUAAUACAAUCAAUUUUAAUAAUUACUCAAUAUUAAUUAAUUUAAAAUAUUUGUUAUAUAGAAUACUUUAAUGAAAACGUUAGGAGUUCACUCACCACUAUGUUAUGAUAAAAGGUUAUAUACAUUCAAUUUAUCAGUUAAAGAACAUGAUAAACAAGAAUAUUAUACAAAUGUUGAAUCUAGAAAAGAAGUAAUAAAUUUAGUGAUUCAAUUAUUUACAUGCAAGUUAUUAACUAAUAUUUUUAAUUUGCAUAGUACAUUAAUAGCAUAUUAGAUGAUCUAUUGCCAGAUGAUGUUCGACAUCUUAUUGCAUAUGAAGAUGAACUUACACAAGUAGGAUCGUAUGUAUUUGUAUUUAUAAAUAAUCAGUGGUAUAUUAUAAUAAUGAAAGGAAUAUACUAUAUUCAAUUUUUAAUUCAAAGCAGUAAAAAUCUUAGUUACACAUAUUAGUACUUAUUACUCAAUAGGCACUUUUACAUUCACAUUUAAUCAUGUAUUUUAUUUUAUUUUUAUUUUUAUUAAUUUGUAUUUCAUAAAAUGUCUAAUUUAUUUAUUGGUUGAUGCUCAUAAAGCCAUACAAUAUAUAUAUGUGAAUAUUCACAUGUAUAACACAACUUGGUAGUGUAGUGCACCAUAAUGUGUGGUGUAUUUAACAAUAAUAUUAAGCAUCAAUACUAUUUGGCCACAUAUUAGGAGUGUGGCUGUGAAUAGUUUAGUCAUGCAUAUUAUAGGGGGUAGCAACAAAAUGGCGGAGAAUGAAAGACCACAUUAGAAAUUGACGCCAAUUAAAUAUUAAAUUUAAAUUGAAUUUUAAUUUUUGAGGUAGAGAGAUGAAAUAAAUAACAAGUUGUUGCAAAUUUAAGGAAUUUUUAUUGGAUAUAAAAAAAAUUAAUUGUGAAACAGAAUGUCGGAUAGAUGGCAUCUGUGAACGGAGAUACAUUCAUUGAGACGCUUUCUAAAGAUUUUCAUCACCUUCUUCAACAUUUCCACUGGAAUUAAUGCAAUUUCUUUUCUAAUUGCUUCCUUUAAAUUGGGAAGAGUUCGUGGCUUGAUGACAUAAAACUUUGACUUCAGAUACCCCCAAAGGAAGAAGUCGCAGGGCGAGAAAUCAGGCAACUGGGGUAGACAAGGAAUGUCAACAUUUUGAAGACCAAAUAUCUGGAAAAAGUUAAACGAAUGAGAUCCAUUGAGAUUCUCAAUGCAGUAUCUUGUAGGAAUAUAAAUUUUAAAUGUUUCAGUAAAAUGGUAUGAAGGCUCUGACUCGAAAUUUCGAGCAGUUGACCAUCGUGAGCUUUUCUCAACAGAAAUUUAAAAACAUGCUACAUUUUCUGGUGCGCCAACAUGCAUGCACUACAGGCACUACACCUUGAGAUGUUGGGCAACAUUGUGCGACAUCCCCUCCCAAAGUUAUGCCAAUUACAAAUGUGGCCUUUCAUUUUCCGUCACUCUGUACUUGUUCAUAAAUAAACUUUGGGUUUAAUUUACUCGUACUUGUCACUUCUACUCAUACUAUCAUUAUUUUUACUGUUUGUAUAGGUAAAAAUGGGUGAACAAUUAAGUUACUAAUUUUAAGUACUAAGCACCAUGUAAGCCUUUUUAACAAUUAUUUUAGUAGAAAUUCUCAAUAUAUAUAAUUAAUCUUUGGUUUAUGUGACCUCUGGGACGACUUAUUCACACAACUCCUUUUUUUAGUUAUCUGUUUUUGAAUUGGUUUUAUAUUGGUCUUUUUUAUCUAGUUCUGUUACAAUACUACCUAAAAAAAUAAGUUGGCUAAGCCAUAUAUUUCUAGCAUUUUGAAUUUUUCUUGAUUACAUACUAAAUUAUUUUUCUCUAUACAUAGUAUUUUUGUCUCCACUCUUUCCAGCUAUAUUGGUUCAAAGAGUUUUUUUUAGUAUUAUUCUUUCAAAUAUUCUUCUUUGUGUGUUGGUCAGUGGUAUUUAAAAUUUUAGUUCCCUUUCUCUUUCCAAAAAUCAGCAAUGUUAAUUACAUUGUAUUGUAUUUAAAUUUUUUUCUUAAAAUGUUUUCCUUUUUUUCUCUUAUUGAUAGCAUUCCUGCACUCACAGUUUGUGUCUAGUUAGUCACUUGUGAGUCGUGGGAGUGAUUCAGUCAAUCAUCUCCCUAUAUUGUACUUUAGAGUUCUAUUGGACUCGUUCCUGCCACUUUAUUAUUUUGUUACUGUUAGCAGUUCUAUGAUGGGUUUACUAGUUUUAAUGAUACUUUUCAAUUUUUUUAAAUAUUAUUUGAUAUCUAUUUUGACUACCUAUGGUUUGCCGGUAAUCACAAUUCGGUUAUCUUAACUACCUAGUUAAGUAUCCAAAUCUGGAGUUAUUUUUUUCAAUUAAAAGUCCAAUAUAGCCUACUUUGAACAUACGCACAUCCAUUAGUCAAAAAUUAUGUUACCAGUGCAAGCUAAUGAACGACUUUAAUCCUCUAAUUACUCUGAUUUGUUAGCAAAACUAUGUUGGUAGGUAACCAAAAUAGUCAUCAGUGGUAGUCGAGAUAACUAAAUUGUUACACCCAUUGGUAGUUCAUCAUACACUUUCAAUUGAAAAGUAUCAUUAUAAUAAAUGUUUUUCUAGUCUGCUAAUAAUUUGAACUUUGCCAAACUUGGAUGUCCAUAGUUACUUGUCUAUGUUUUUCUUUUCUCCAUUGCUGCUAUUUCUAUUUGGAGGAGGAAGCUCACUCAAAAUCUGUAUUUUUCUAUUGGCCUAAGUUUUAGACAGCCACUAAUUAUUAUAUUUAUUUGUUAACCAUCCCUAUACUGAGCUGGCACACUCUGGCUGAAGAACAAAAGGCUAGACUGGUCAUUUGAUGCACCUUGGAGCAAAUGCCCUAUUUCGCUCUUUCUAAUUUUUAGAUUAUAUUAUUCUUUGUUGCGAUUUUUAUCUCAGUAUUCUCUAACUAUACUUUAUAUUUUAGAGUAGGAUCUAGUUUUACUCUUAAGUACUUUGGGUUACCCAGAUCUAUUUUUCCCUUUGUUAGUCAAUAUUGAAUUUCCUCUUUGCUUCUAUAUAUUUAAGAUGCUAUGGACAUACUUGUGUAGUUUUGUGUUGUUUAGAUUUGGUUUCAGAUGGUUUCAUGCAUAGUAUUCAGUUAAUGCCACUAAAGAUUCCUUAAUUAUUUUUUCUGUUUCUUUAAAACUAUUUCCUUGUGCAGCUUUAUAACUACUGCUAGAUACAGUAUAGAUACAGAAAAUGUUUCAUUGCAAAUUCUCUUGGUUGAUCAUUCUAUCUGUAUAAAUAUUAAAAAGUAGGUAGUUGCCCUGAGGUAGGUCAUUAUUUUGUUUUUUCCAUUUCCUUUAAGCAUCAAUUGCCUUUAUCAAAAUGUUUUAGUUUAUAUAACACAUGUGACAUAUGUUUAAUUGACAGUUAAUAAUACUGAACUGUAUUUUUUUUGAAACUUUAUUUGCCGUUUAGAAAAACUAUAAUUUAGAAAAGUAUACAUGAUUAUUGUGGGUUCCUUUAUAGUCACUUUGAUAAUUACAGAAGGUAAAUCACUAAUUGUAGGUAAACAGUGUACAAAUGAUUAGAAGUUAUGGCCAUUUUUGGUGAUCUUACAAACAAUCUUAUAGAGAAUCUUGGUAUUCUGGAAUCAAGUGAACAUAGUAUUGAUCAUUGAUUUACUCUCUAGCUAAUUGCCUGUAUUCUAAAAACUCCAAUACUCUGCUUUAAAUAUAAUAUAAUCAAUAGUAUAUAUGAACAACUUACUAAAACUAUUAUUAAUUUUUAGAUUUCAAAAAGUAUUCCCUACUACUUCAUCAUUUAAAUAUCAUCAAUACUUUAAUGGCUCAAGGUAUUACAAUAUGCUUUUUGAUGCUUGGGAAUGUAAAUAUAGUAACAAAAGAGAAGAAGGUAAGAGUUUAAACUUCUUUUUCUAGAUGUCAACAUUUAAAUAUAAGUACUGUUGGUUUUAUAAAAUGAUUCAUUAUUUAAGUUAGAGAUAGCCAUACAUGGCUAUAUUUGUUCCAAAAGCAUUUUAUAUUCUUAUUUAUAUAUCUAUUAAUAUUUUAAAUUUUUGUAAAAAUGAAUAUGUAUUACAUUCAACUUUUAAAAUAAUAUAAUAAAUUAAUAAUUCACCAAAUAUAAAAAAAAUAUGCUGGAUUGGACUACUUUGAAACCUGGACCAGGAAUUAAAAGUAUAAAAAUAGUUUUGAUUUAAAAAUAACAUCAUCAGCUAAUAGAAUAGCAAAGGCAAAAAAAUAAUUUGUGUCUGAACAUAAAAUAACAGGAAUACAUAGAAAAAAGUUAGUUUUUACACACUGAGUAGACCAAUUUUAUUAGAAGAAAUUAUAUUAAGAUGAGAAAUUGUAUGUAUUAUAUAAAAAAAAAUAUUGGUAUAGAAUAUAAUUUUUGAAUUCUGACUGUAUAUUCAAUGUGUUUUGGAUUGUGAGUGAAGCGAAGCAGCUUAUAGUUUUACAAAGAUGUUAUUUUUGUUUUCUGUAGACAACUUUUCUACUAACAAUUUUGUUCCAACUUAUAAUGAUAAUUCAAUUUUUAAAAGAAAAUUUCACUAGGGAAGUACUUAAAAAAUAUAAUUUUUCAAUUUUCCCAAGAGUUUCCACAGUGAAAAUGUGAAAAACCGGAAUAAAACAUGGGAAAACCUGGAAACAUAUAAAGCCUAUUUAAUUAUUUUACUAUAUUAUGGCACAUAUAUGGUUGGCCAAGCAUGAAAAGCAAUUGAACUCCACUCAGAGUCGUUUUUUUGUAAGCAAUGAUUUAUCUUUGCUUACAGGUAUAUGUUAAAUUAUCUAUAACAGUGACUGUACCCUUCUCAAUUAUCCUAAGACAUCUCUUUAUAAAUUUUUUUUUAUUAACUUAACUAUAAAUAUUUAAUUUUUCCAAUACAUAAUAAAUGUAAACAUCUUCUUGGGUAGGUAUUCAAAUCUCUUAGGUCAUUAUGUAUAUACAAAUCAACAUUAUGACAAGGUAUUCUCUUAAACAUGCCAUUAGAAUUAGGAGAAGCCUUGGUUAUUCUAUUAUGUAAAGAUAAUAUUUUGUGUGUAGAUGUAUAAAAUUCUAGCCUGAGUGUUUAUUAAUGUAUAAAAGCUCAGGUAAGCUCAGUUUAAAAAUACUUUUCAAACUUCUGCCAAAAUUAAAUAAAUACUGACAUUUAAAAUCCCUGCUAGUUUACUAUUGAGUUUGUGAUAUAUUGUUAUCAAAACUAAUAGUUUAUGUAAUACCGCAAAAUUAGGAGAGUCGUAGAAUUGUUAGCGUGAGUUUAAAAAGAUACCCUAGGAUAGGUGACGGGUGCAGCCACUGUUAUAGGUGGGAAUUUAGGAAGUUAGGAUACAGUAGGUAAUUUAAUGUAAAUCUGUAAGCUACAAUAAACCAUUGCUAACGAAUAAUGAUUCUGAGCAGAGUUCAGUUGAUAGUGAUGCUUUAUCAACAAUAUAUAUUACGUCAUAUCAUAGUAAAAUAAUUCAAUAGGCAUUAUAUAUUUUCUUUUACAAUAUUUGUUUAAUAUUGUACUGAUUUUCUGGGUUUCCCAUGUUUUCCAUCUAUUGGGAAAAUUCCUGAGAAAAUCAAAAUAUGACCUCCCUAAUGUAUCACUCCAAGAAAAUUUCCUUUCAGAAAAGAGUAUAUUGUAUACAUCGGAGUAAGCUUUCUGGUAGAAAGUGCUCACAUAAAAAAAUAAUUUAAAAAAGCAUCUUUGUAAAAUCAAUACAACCUUCACACCACUAAAAAAAAAUGUAAUAAGUCUGUGAAAAAAUCCCAGCCUGACACAUAAUAAAUUCAAAAAAUCCAGCCUUUGCAGGUUUUUAGUAUUUACUUACAACCUUACAACUCAUCUAACUAAUUCAGGUCCCCUUUUUGAACUAUAACAUGAAAAAAUAACCCUUCCACCUUUAAAAACCUUUGAUUUAUAAUAUACUAGGCUUUAUUUUUGUUUUUUUAUUUAUCUGUAUGUUUAUUUAAUUUUUAUUUUGCAUAUAUACCUAUGUAUAUUUUAUAUUAUAUUAUAAAUCUGUGGCUUUCUGUAAGAAGAGCCAAUACUAAAAAAAAAUUCUUAAAACUAUGGACCUAACAUUAGAUUUUUUAAAUCUUGCACCCAGUUAAAUGUAUAUUUCUAUUUUUAUAAUUUUAGAUUUUGAGUGGAGAGAAGAAGCUUAUGAUUUUACAUAGAUGUUUGUUUUUUUUUCUGAGGACAAUUUUUCUACCAGUAAUUUUGUUGCUUUUUUGAUAGCAAUGUUUCUGAAAAAAAAUUUCACUGGGGAGGUAUUUUAGAGAGGUCGUUUUCCAUUUUUUCCAGAGUUUUUUAAGCAAAUAUGAAAAACAGGAAAACAGGGAAAAUCAGUAAACAUUAAACAAAUAUUAUUAAAGAAAAUAUAGAAAGCCUAUUUAAUUAUUUUACUAUACUAAGGCAUAUUGUUGACAAAGCAUGAAUAUCAACUGAACUUGGCUCAGAAUCGUUUUUCUGAAGCAAUGGUUUAUCAUUGCUUACAGGUAUACAUUAAAUUACCUAUAAUAUUGACUGCACCUGUCCCAAUUAUCCUAGGACGUCUUUUUUUUUUUUUUGAAAAUAAUUUAUAGAAAAAAAAUUUAAAAUAAAUGAUAUUGAAUGACUGGGAUUUAGCAGAUCAUUUAAAUCUAACCCAUCAUAUGUUAAAACUUUUCAAAAUAAAGUAUUUAUAUUUGUAUACUAGAUUAAAAAAUCUGAUUUCAGAUUCAGAGUAAAGCAAGGAAUUUACUGGUUUUUCUCAUUUUGAAUGUUAUGCUUAUUUUUCUAAAAGCACCUAUAAUUACACAGCAGGCUGUAAUCACAUUCACUAAUUGCUAAUUAUUAUUAUAACUAUUUGACUGUAAACUUUUCUUUCUCUGAUCUUUAAAAAAACUAUUCAAGUUUACUAAUUUCAUACAAAUAAAACGUUUUUUAAUUUUUUUAUACCAAAAUAUAAAAAAUUAAUAGAAAUAUAAAUAUUUAUAAUCCUUAUUCUCAUGAGUAAUAUAUGCAUAAAAAAAAUAAAAAAACAGAAUUUGAUUCUUUAUUAUUUCAGGAGAUAUUGCAAUGGGUAUAUCUUUUUGGAACGCACUAUAUAUCAGCAUACUUAUUGUUUUACAUAAUAAUCCCAUUAUAUAACUAGGUAUUGUAUUAUGUAUGUAUAUGUAUACUAUUAUUUUCAAGGUAUUGCUCUGCUUGAUAUGUUGUGUCAAUCAAAAGUUCACUUAGAAGUGCCAGAUAUUGAUGAAGAGCAAUCAAAAGUAAUAUUUUAAAUAACUAAAGAAUAAUUUUUAAGUAUAUAUACAAAAAUAAGAAUACAAUCAUUUUUAUAAGUGUCAUAUGAAUUUGAUAUCAUAUUAUUUUUACUGGAAAGAAUAAUUAUUUUAAGUUGAAAUAUUUACAAAUAUUAGUAUUUUAUUAAUAUUAGUAAUAUAUUAUAUUGGUACAUGUUUACAAACUUAAGUUUAAAAAUUAUGUUUUUAUUGAAUUAAUAUCUAAUAUAAAUUAAUCAGCAUUAUGUUAAGUAAUUUUGGUUUUUACAGUGCCUAAUACUACUACUUAAUCUAAAUAUACUUGGAUAUUAAAAGUGCAUAAAUCUAAAAAUAUAAAUUGAUUAUCUACUUUUAAACAGUUUUUAAGAUUUAGAAUUAUAAUUUAUUGGGAUGUUAAAAAAACAAUUCUAUCUGAAAUUAACAAAAAAUAAUAUAAAAUAGUAAUAAAAAUACUAAUUUUGAUAUAUUUGGGAAUUUUGGAAUUUCUUUUAUAUGGAAACAAAUACAUUUUAAAUUACUUAUGUCAAAUAUUUUUCAUUCAUUAUUAUGUUUGUAGUUUAUAAAAAAAUUAAAAUAAUUAUUAAAUUAUCUUAAUAUUUUAGAUUGUAAGUUGAGUGAGAAAUGUAUUGGUGAAAAACUUUUUUACUAGAUAAUUUUGCUCAUGUUUUCAAAUGUAGUACUUUGUCUGAAAGGAAAUUUUCCUGGGGUAGUACUUUAGAGAGAUUAUUUCUUUGAUUGGAGUUCCAUAAUAAAAGAAAAAAAUUAGAAAAAACGGGAAAAUCUACGAAACGUAUUAUUUUAAAAUCAUAAAUAUUACAGCCAUUUAAAAUAUAUAUAACCAGGAGAGGCAUAGAGGCCGCCUCUCCUCCUAAGCCUAUAUUUUUGUUAAAAACAACUAUACAAAUUAUGUACUAUCGAGUAUUGCAGACAUGGACAUAUAAGUGUGUAGUUAUCUACCUACAAUCUAUAUACUAUGAAAUAUAAUAAACUUAUAAAAUAUAUUUUUAAAACAGUUUUCUGAAAAAUAUGACUUGGCUUUCUCCCAACCAAGUCUCCGGAGCCGCCCCUGUAUAUAACUGACCUCCACUCAGAAUCGUUUUUCAUUUGCGAAGAUCAAUUGGUGUAUAUAGAUAUACAUUAGAUUCCCCUCUACGUAUCCUACCUUCUCAACUUCAUAAAAUGCAUACAAAUUUUAGGAACUAUUAAGUACAGAUUUAUGUAUACAUUUCAUUUUAGAGAUUUUAUUUGUGAUCAAAUUAUAAACAAUUGAAAAUGAACAAAUAUACACGUGUUAUUAUGUCCUAUUUCCUGUUUAUAGGAUAUAAUGUAAUUAGGAAACUAACAGUCUUUUAUUCUUACAUUAACUAACUGAUAUACCUAUUACAGAUAUCAUACAGUGAUCAAUCUAGCAAAAGAUUCUCAUUAUCUCGGAAAAUAUAAAGAUUUUUCAGAAUUUGUUUUGUAAAAGAUUUUAGAAACAUGCAGCUUUACAUAUUAUCAUAUAUUUUAGAUUUGAAUCGUAGCGAUGACUUUACCUACUAUAUAUUAUAAUGUGUUUUUUUUUUUAUGUCUGGUUUUUACUAAAAUUCUCGCUCUGAUAUGUAGUGUGUAGCAACAUUUCUGAGAGGGAAUUUUAUCAAAUUAAUGUUAAAAGAAGUUAUUUUUCAAUUUUUCAAUAGUUUUCGUAAUAAUUGAGGUAAACCAGAAAAAUGAAAAACAAACAAAUGUCAGAUUAGGUAUGAUUUCAUUAUUUGGAAUUUGUACUGCUUACGUUUUCUACCAGAAAUAUUUCUUCAUAAAAAAACGACAACAGGCAUUUUUUAAUAUAAUUGGCUAGUAUUUUUUAUUUUAUUUUUAUUAAGCAAACCGAAAAAAGAACGUAGAAUGAACGAAAAAAUUUACGAAAAUAAUGAUUUUAUUUUUUAUUCAAUAUUGUUUUAUGUUGUGAUUCAGUUUAAAAUAUCUAUGGACAUUUGAAAUAAAAAUAGUAAACUGAAAUUUGCUUUCUAUAAGACGUGAUAAAAUUAUCAAAACAUUUUAGUCAGUUUUAAGCUAUAUUUUAAUUUUAAGAGUUUUUUUAGGUAAUUUGUAUUCAGUAGUUGUUCUGUGAUUGUUAGGUCUAAAUUAAACAAAAGGAAAAAUUAACAGGAGUUUCAUUAUUUCAAAAUUUAGUGUCAUGUGGAAUUUUUUAUAAGGAUAUUAAUAUCAGGUUUUGACAAAACUAAAAAAUUAUUAUGAUCUUUCAAAACAUGCAUAACUGAACUCCACACAGAAUCAUUUUUUGUAAUAAUAAUUAAUCGGUGCGUACAGGUAUAAAUUAAAUAAUUUUUGUAUCUCACCUUCCUAACUACCCACCUUCAACAAUGACUGCACAUUUUCCUAGUAUCAUCUAUUUUUUUUUUUUUUUUAUUAAUUUUCAAUUAUUCAUAAUUUGAUUACAAAUAAUAUCUCUUAAAUGAAAUGAAUACAUCAUGCACUUAAGAGUGCAUGAAUAUUUUUAAUGUAAUCAAAUAUGAUAUAAUUAAAAAUAUUAAUGGGGCUACUUUAAAACAUUAUUUUAAAAUAUGUUUUAUAUAUUUAAUGAUAAAAAAGAAUUUUAAAAAAAAUGUACUUUAUACUUAAUUGUUCCUGAACAUUUUAAAUAGAUAUUAUUAUUAGUUUUAAAGAUAUAUUGAAAUUUUCAAAAAUUAUCCAGCUCACUUAUCAAGUAAAAAAAAUUUUUAAAAAUUAUAUGACAUGACUUAUGAAUUAUUAUUAAGUUAUUUAAUUCAUAUUUAAAGGGUAUGGAUACAUUUUUUUUUUUUUUUACAAUUUUAGUUUAGUAAACAAAGAUUUACUCAACAUUUGUUUUUAAAAAUUAAUAAUCAAAAUAAAUGGUAACCAUUUUGUGGUUUUGAAUCCAAAAAUAAUUUAUUAGUUUUAUAAAAACACUAAGAGUGACAUUUCAACCUAAAAUUGUUUUAAUAAUAAUAAACUUGUAAUAAAAAAAACUAAAUUGUUUGUAUUAAAUUAAAAAAAGAAAAAAAACGAACAUACUUCGCACAAUGGGUGAGUCACGGUUAUAGAUUUAACGUUGGGAAGAAAGAAUAUAGAGGAGAGUUCAAUGCAUAUCAAUAAGUAACUAUUAAUCGUUGCUAACAAAAAAAUGAUUCUGAGCGGAAUUUGGUUUUGCAUGUUUUAAAAGGUAGUAAUAUUUCAGAUUUUGAUCAAAAUUUGAUAUUAAAAUCCCCCCCAAAAAAAUUCUAUGUGAAAACUUGACUUUUACUUAUUGAUCAAUACGUAUAACCUUAUAAUGAACCUUAAAAAAAUGUUCAAGCCUUUCUGUUUGAUUUAACAAUUUUAUAUACAGAAUACCUACCAAAUAAAAAUUAUAUAAAAACAACUAACAAAAUAAAAAUGAUUUUAUCACAUUUAGAAAAGGCAAAUAUAAGUUCUCUGUGCAAAUUUCAAUUCCCCACAAAUAUUUUUAACUGAAUCACAAGAAAAAAACAAAAUUUAAAAUUACAAAAGUAUUUAUUUUGUAAAUUUUCCUGGUUUUCCUCGGAAAAUCAAAAAAUUAGCUCCUUAAUUUACCAACUAGAUGAAAUUCCCUUUAAGAAAAAGUGUUACACUUUAUACACCAGAGAAAGAUGACUGGUAGAAUUUUUAUAUACAUUAUAAAAAAAAAAAAAUAAGUAAAUAAUAAAAUAAAACCCAUUGUAAAACCAAUAUAUUUCUAUCUAACCUACCUUUAUAUAUUCAUUAACAAUUUAGUUUAUUUUUAUUUUUUGUGUGUUUUUAAUACUUAGUUUUCUUCUGAUUAAGAUUUAUGACACCCUCCAAAAUACACAAAUGGAAGUUGAAAAAAUGUUGGAGGAAUCUGGCAGUGAUAAAAUAAGUGACAAACAUCAAGAGGUCAUCAGAUUAUCUGAUAACUGA
Cinara cedri is the source of this 15960-nucleotide messenger RNA. NCBI's taxonomy places the organism in Eukaryota, Metazoa, Arthropoda, Insecta, Hemiptera, Aphididae. The record is from the annotation of a GenBank genome assembly.